GAGCACUACAGUCCUAUUGAAAUGGACAGAUAUGAAGAUGACGGAUUUCUUGCAGGAAAAGAGAAAAAAACCAUGGACUGAACUUAGUAAAGAAGACAAAAUUGCCAUAUACAGAGCCUCGUUUCCUUACACAAUCGAGGCAAUGAACAACACAGGAGAGUCUUAUACCAAAGAAAUUGUUGGUGCUGUUGCCAUGUUGUUGGCAUUAUCAAUGUCAUUUUUCUUGUUUCUGCGGAAAUAUGUAUCAGCAGAAACUCCAAGAACUGUGAAUGAAGAAUGGGCAAAGAUUACAGUUGAGAAACUUAAGAAUAUCAGGCCAAUCCAAUUACUGGCAUUUCCUCCAAAUAAGAUCUUCGAGAUGUACACUGUCAUUAGUUAAGAAGAAGAUGGUGCUUGAAUAUCUUUGUGAUAAUUCACAUUGACUUGUUAAGCUUAGAAUUACUAUUGCGACAUAAAAAAUAUUACUUUCCCAUUAAUUUUCAAUUUUAUUUUUUUGUUAUUGUUUUCAAUUUCUUUGUCUUAGAUGGGUUAGUACAGAACGUGAAUGUCCUUGAAUUUAAGUUGAAAAAUUCAAAGCCUUAAAA
Messenger RNA from Xenia sp. Carnegie-2017, 584 nucleotides. RefSeq names its product cytochrome c oxidase subunit 4 isoform 2, mitochondrial-like. Gene Ontology annotation, biological process: mitochondrial electron transport, cytochrome c to oxygen. The coding region runs from base 32 to 379 and encodes 115 amino acids. The record is from RefSeq and is a predicted model, not a curated record. NCBI's taxonomy places the organism in Eukaryota, Metazoa, Cnidaria, Anthozoa, Malacalcyonacea, Xeniidae. The transcript has 3 exons.